Spodoptera litura is the source of this 7146-nucleotide messenger RNA. It is a transcript of the gene nes, whose product is annotated as lysophosphatidylcholine acyltransferase 3 protein nessy. Gene Ontology annotation, molecular function: lysophospholipid acyltransferase activity; 1-acylglycerophosphocholine O-acyltransferase activity. Lineage: Eukaryota; Metazoa; Arthropoda; Insecta; Lepidoptera; Noctuidae. Gene Ontology annotation, biological process: phosphatidylcholine biosynthetic process; lipid modification. The record is from RefSeq and is a predicted model, not a curated record. Gene Ontology annotation, cellular component: membrane.
UCUCUUUAGUCUUUGGUCAGAGCAGAAAUAUAAUUACAUGCUCUGUGCAGAAAUCUUCAAUUUUUCGGAGGCGACGUUACGUUGGUGAACUGUGUAGCGUAUACGAAGUCUACUGAAUAUUUGCAGUAUAUUUGACAACAAUGUUUGGUUUGCUACUCACAUUGCUGGGUUGGGUGGGUCUGAGCCCAGUGCCCUUUCUGGCUGGAGUCAUAGGGGCCACUGAACCAGCACUCAAGCUAUUGAUAUCGAUAUUAAUAGCAUACCCACUUGCGAUUGUAUACCAUAAAUAUGUACGGCAACAUGUGGAAUAUAGGAACUUGUAUUUCAUAGCAACGGGGUUAGACAUGGCUUACUAUAACUUUGGUAUCUCCAUGUACCAUAAUGCCAUACCAGCUUUAGUAAUAUAUCUAACCACCAAGUUAUUUGGGCCAGGAAAAGUAAAUUCGGUCAUCACUUUUGCUUUCAAUAUGGCGUACCUACUCGCUGGGUAUGUGGUGACUGAGUCUGAAGAAUAUGAUAUAACUUGGACUAUGCCCCACUGCGUGCUGACCCUCAAGUUGAUUGCACUGUCGUUUGAUUUAUGGGAUGGAAAGAAGAUGCUAAAAGGACAGGAACUAUCAGCAAACAAUAAAUUAACAGCCAUAGAAAGCUCACCAACAUUUUUGGAGCUGAUUGGAUUUGUUUAUUUCCCUGCGUGUUUCCUAGUCGGACCUAUAUUUUCCUUCAGGCGUUACAAAGAUUAUAUUACCGACAAAUUUCCCUUGGAUAAAGAAAAAGCCGUGUACGAAGCGCAAGCUAUCAAGCGACUUGUACAAGGACUAAUCUAUUUGGUUGCAUAUCAAGUUGGAGUUACUGUAUUUAAUAUAAAAUAUAUGCUGUCCGAUGAGUUCAGAGAAACAUCUAUUUUCUAUAGGCAUUUCUACUGUGGACUUUGGGCUCACUUUGCCUUAUAUAAAUACAUUUCCUGCUGGCUGCUCACUGAAGCAUCAUGUAUCCGGUUUGGAUUGUCAUUCAAUGGCAUGGAGACCAAAGGCUACCCGCAGGUGAGCAAGUGGGAUGGUUGCAACAACAUCAAGUUACUGCGGUUCGAAGGCGCCACGCGGUUCCAGCACUACAUCGACAGCUUCAACUGCAACACCAAUUACUUCGCCGCUGAAUACGUAUACAAGCGACUCCGCUUCCUCGGUAACCGCAACCUUAGUCAGCUAAUUACGCUCGCGUUUCUCGCACUAUGGCACGGCACACAGUCCGGAUACUACAUGACCUUUUUCAAUGAAUUUAUUAUAAUGGUCAUGGAGAAGGAUAUCGAAGUAAUGCUUACCAAAACACAAUUCUAUCAUAAAAUGUGGGGCAACACAAUCUUCAAGUACCUGUUAUACAUAAUUCUUAAAACCUACACCAUAGUGUUUAUGGGCUGGAGUUUGGCACCGUUUGACGCUAAGAGCUUUUCAAAAUGGUGGUCCAUAUACGCCAGUUUGUAUUUCUCAGGAUUUAUCCUUUUCUUGCCAUGGACUUUUGUCUAUAAACCUCUAAUCAAAUCUGGUUUAAAAUCCUUAGAACAGAAUGAAUCAAAAACUCAGUAAUUUUAAGUUCGAUACAUUUAAUUAGUAAUGAUAAUGCGUUAGUCCUUUUUCACACGCUCCGGUUGCCGGGCAUCGGGUGGUGAAUGUACAUUGGAACAUACCCGGUACGUAUCCUAACUAAUCUAACGUAGCAAUACACGACUGGUUACUAACAACUGGAGCAUGUAAAAAGGGCCUUAGGCCUGAAACUGCGUUAAGCGGGCGCCCGCGAUGGUCAACCGUCGUGUGAAUACGUGUGUGGAUACGCGGGUGGGCUCCCUGGAUACGCGACGGUCCUCAUCGCGGGUAUCAAGACUAAUUUACGCAGUGUCGGUAGUUCAAUUCUAACGGUGUGCUUGUAUAUUCGUGUCGAUCCAGAACUUAAUAUAUUAUUACGUAGCAAAACGACGACUAGUAAAAAAUCGACACCCCGUAAGCCGGUUUAUCAAAUCUUAAGUUGUUGUGCGGGGAAUUUGUCGUAAAGAUCAGAAAAUUGAGUGAAAAUCAGUCAUCACUCAUUUUAAAAAUAUGUAUUAUAAAGUUUCGGUACAUGUCUUCGCGUAACAGAUUCGAUUUCCGCACGGAGCAAAUCUUUGUGUGAUCCACAAAUUGUAAUACCUAGUGUGGGGGAAACUAUUAAAAAAAUUGAAAAUAGGUCUACAACGAAUUAUUUUCGGAACUGGAACCAUAUUUUCAAAUUCCCCCGGUCCCAUAUGGCAACCGUGACACUGCACUUCCACAAUUACCCUCUGUAUUAAAAGACAUUGUUCUUGAUUUUAGCUGAGCGUGAAUUCAAGCUGUAUCACCCAGCGUUAUUGACUAAACAAGCCCGUACGUGUUACCGCUGGCGGGCACCGGGCGUGCUCUGCGACGGGUCCCGUCGCACGGUGGCGGGCCCCGUUGCGUGGGUGCGAGGCACGCGUCCCCGUGACGGACACUCGCGCUGGUCCCCGUGACGGAGCACAUUUAUAUGACACCACGCGGGUGCCUGCUUAGCGCAGUUUCAGGCGUUAAGGUCUAAGGUUCUUUAAGUAACGGCUAUUGUUCUACAAAGUACCAAAAUCGUGCAACUCAGUGUAAUAAACAAUAAUAGCUUUAUUUUAUUUUUUACUGUAUUGCGUUACUCGGUUAUGGUAUAACGUUAAGUUAUACCAACGGUAAGUUGUUCGAUUUUCGCAUUUAGCAUAAUACUGAUGGUUCAAAGAGUUAACUGUUGCAUGUCGUACAUAUACAUAAAUAACAAAAAUUGCCUAAGUACAAUUUGGACUUUGCGCACGACCAGACUAUGUAGCGUCUAUGAGACGCCGAUGACUUCCCUGGAUUGGACUCCUGGUCGUGACGUUUUAGACAUUUUACAUUAUAAAUAUUAAUCAUGGUUGUAUUUAUUUACUUUUUUUAACGGAAUACAUAAAUAGUUGCCACAUCAGUGAAUCUUGUUGAUAUUGCUGUUAUUCAGUUUCAAAGGAAAUCGCCCAACCUCGAUACAUUUUCGGAGUAAUUCCAAAAAUACUGGUUAAUAAAAAUAAAUCUAACUAAGGCAGACAAUAAUAUUGAUGGAUUUCUUAGCUAGACUGUUAAUUACUGCCACUCUGACAUGACCUUUGGAAAACGCACCCACAUAGGAGAUAAAAUCCUAGUGCGGGGGCUAAAUGGACUCAAAAGUUGAUGUGCAAUAUUUAUGACUGGGUAUUGUACAUAGUAGUAGCCAUAGUAAAGUACACCAUUUUUGCCUAUUUUAUUUGCGGUUUAAUGAAUUAUUGACACUGCCGCUGAGUAAGCCUUUGGGAAAUUAAAUAUGAAUGCAUAAUCUACUGAUUUGACGGUAAUGAUGAUCAUGUUAGGAACUUGAAUAAAAAAUAAUGAAUUAGUUAAUGAUUGACACAUAACACCGUUAGUAUUUAAAAAAUAACAAAACUACUCACUCUCUCUCAAGUAUUAUGUAGGUACCUAUAUAUUUUUAUACCAAAAUGUUAUAAGUAUUUGUAAUAACUCCUUUCGCACAAUUGCUAUUGUGUAUUAAUUUGUAUUAUUAUAAUACAAUAUUUCUUUCUUUUAAUUUCUUGGCUCAAAAUUAGUACUUUCUAAUUCUUCUAAACUAAUAAUUAGUAAUAGGACUGGUUUACCUCAUUGGUAGCCGGUGCUCUUCUAUGAUGCUGAGUUAAGUUCGAAUGAUUUGAAAAGUGGUUUUAAAUUGAGUUUGCACCCCUGGCUACCCCUUCAGGAAUUGACAGAUAUUUUCUUUCUCUACAUACAAUUGAACAUUUCGAAUACCUUAUUUCUUACAUAGAAAUUCUAGGAUAUUUAUAAACAACAUAAUACCAGUUUUACUUGAGUGUUCCGUGCCCAUAGCACAUUUUCAGCAGUCUUUUAUCUUAAAAAACUGAUAGAAAAUGUUAUCACCUCUUUACCAUACCUUCAGUACGACGUCCAAAAUUCUGGCAGGUGUCAUAAUAAAAUGGGACCAAUUUUGAUGUAUUUAAGAAGAACAUCUUUAAGAGCGAUUCUUCUAUUCUUUAGUUGAUUCUAAAUAAAUUAUAAUUAUGCACAAUAGCUGUUCUCUAUCUAAAUUAAAUAUAUCUGAGCAUUUUUUUACUUAGGCAGUGGCCAGUCAGUAUCAUAUUAUAGUUAUUAUUACUUUUUAUUUAUUAGAUAUUUUAUUAAUAUAUCGAGAAUAAUGUCUUUUCUAAUUUUAAGUUUCUUUGAAAGCGUAAUGUUCAAUGUGUAUGUAUGUCAUUAAACGUUUAAUAGGAUUUGACUUUGGUAUUUAUGUAUUGUAUAACUGAUUCUUCUUAAAUGGUUCAUUAAUCUGUCCCUUAAAAAUUAUGUUACACUUAGAUUGUAGCACUGUGAAGCAGCAUAUUGAGUUUUAUCGUUUUUUCGAAAAAUUCUUAGAGUUAAUCUUGACUUGGUCUAAUAAAUAAAAAUAGUGAAAAGUGGGAGUUACAUUAAAUAUUUUGCUCUGACUUUACCUCCGGGGAUGGAAAGGCUUAAUGUUAUGGCAUCAAUUCUAGUUAUUUCUCGGUUAAGAAUUAACUGAUGAUUGAAAAAUCGGCCCCUAAAAGUUGAACAUAAUUAUAUCCGUAAUCAAACAAUGUCUAAUAGUAUUUAUUAUAUUUCUAUUUUCACAACUCAGCUAUGUCUAUCAUAGUAUUAGAGCAAAUUAAAAUUCAAUAAUCAUCUACUUUUGUUAUCGACCGUAAUUAUACGAAACAUAAAUUUAUUUUCUAUUAUGCUAUCUCGACUUCAAUGAGAGUAGUUGAAACUAUUAUUCUACGAAACUGUUGAUUUAUUAUAGAGAAAUAGAAAACAUAUUCCUAGAUAUUAAAUCUAUAUUUAAAAAGAAAAUUAUUAAAUAUUGUACGUCCCUCAGCUAUGUCUAUCAUAGUUUUAGAGCAAAUAAAAAAUUCAGUAAUCAUCUAAUUUUAUUAUCCAAUCUAAUUAUUAUUAUACGAAACAUUAAUUUUUCUAUAAUGCUAUCUCGACUUUGAUGAGUAGUUGAAAUGAUUAUUGUCUGAAAAUUUGAUUUAUUAUUGACAAACAAAAAAUAUAUUCCUAGAUAUUCAAUCAAUAUUUAAGAAGAAUAUUAUUAAAUAUUGUAGGUCACGGUGUGAUUCAUACGGAAGAAGCAGGCUCCUUAGAACAGAUGUGAUCAGAAAUUAUCAUACCAUAAGAAAGCUUAAUUCUACCCUAAUAUAAGAAAUUUGGUUUCCAUGUCUCUGUAAAGCUGACGAUUAGUUAAAAUAUAUCAUGGAACCUCCUUCUCCCGUAUAUUAAAGAUUAAUUUGUUCCUAUUCUAUCAUUUUAAUUUGACCAUUAUUUAAAAUUGUGCAACUUCUUAUUUGUAUGGCGUUACUCAUUGACUGACAGGUAUCAGUCGAUUGCGUGUCGUAUACAUCGUUAUGUCGUUAUCAUUAUUUUAUUAGUAAACAUUUAGAUAUUAUUAUUUAUAUCCAACUAUCUCUUCCCUUUCCAAUUAAUGUAACAAGAUAUUAGUAUUCUCACGUACAAUUAUAAAAAUACAUUGAUCAAUUAAAAACAUUAAGAGUUAAGUGUAAGUUAUUGGAUACUACUGUUUGCUAUAAGUGUUUCUCAUAAUAAAUGUUUCCUUCUAGCUAAACAAGCGAAGUAGCAAGUAAGUUCCCCCUGAUAUUGCCUAGCCUACAGAUUAAAAACUUGUGCUCUUAUAAACCGUUUGGAUUUAUCGUAGAUUGUUAGGUUAGAGACUAGUCUGAUAAAUAUAAUAAUUAUAGUAUAUAAAAAACAAUUCAACUAAAUAGUGGAAAAGGGCUGUAAUAGUUGUAGCCUUAUUUUUACGAUUGUUGCUUAGUUAGUAGUAAAAUAUAACCUUACAAUGCCGAUUCAGCCUCAUAAAUAUAUUGUUCAGUUUAUUUAUGUAUUACAACAGUUGAUAGAUAAUAAUUACAUGCAUAAUGUACUCAUGGUCCAGGAAUUAAGGAAUAUUUACGUUGUGCAAUUAGUGUAAUGCAUUCUGUUACUCAAAGUUACAUUGUGCAACAUAAUAAUAGAAAAAAAUACACAUAAACAUUACAUUAAUCCAAAUUCUUUGAUUUUAUAAUAAUUUCAUCUCUAUAUUAAUUCUUUAAGUUUUGUAAAUUGUAAAAGUUAUUUUAAAAACAUUGUAACAUAUCUACAUUUUGUGGAAAACGUGCUACUUAUCUUACCAUGGGACCAACCAGAUAUGUGGAAAACGUUUACUUACCUUAAGUUUAAAUCUAUAAAACCUAUUCCAAUAAUUUAAAGGUCCUUAUGUCCACAGUACCCACAUAUGAUUAUAAUGUUCUUAAAAUAGCCACGCUUAUUAAUAACAACUGCAUAAAUAAUACAAUAUAAUAUUUUCCAAUUAAUUGUUAUUUCACAUUAUUGUACUGUCUAUUUUCGAAUGAUAAUGAUUAAAUGUAUGUACCUAAUACAUGUUAAUUAUUAUUAUUUAGGCCAAUGAACGGGUAUCUAUAGAAAAUUUGAAAGUAUUAACCCUCCUUUUGGGGUUCGCCGCGGUCGGAUAAGAAUAUCUAUGAUUAUAUUAUUGAUGUUAAUCAUUCUCAUAUCAGCCACAAGACGUCCACUGCUGAACAUAGACCUCGAAUAUUUUACCUUUCAAAUUUUAUACAGGUACCCCCAAUGAGCGUUUUGCGAAAUAAUGUUAGUUAAAAAUAAAAAGUUUACAUCAUUUGUUUAUGCGGGAUAUAGAAUGGUAAAAAUAUAAGUAUAUAAAUAUUGGCACAGAAUCAGUGCAGCAAUUGACUGUUUAGUAAUAUCUCUCAAAUGAUUUAUUGUGUAUCGGUUGUAUUGUAAACAGCGUUUUGAUCUUAAAAGUGACGGACUAUUUGAAGGGGCAAACCUUUGGUCAAAACGUAAAAUACCAUUGUGAAAACAUAGUGGGUUUAUAGUACUGUUCAAUUAAUAUUGUCAUCUCCAAAUGCAUGCGAAGAUUCUUAUUGUAAUUAUUAUUAAAUCACGUAGAUCUAUAGAUAAAACAAUUUACAAGUCGAAUACCAUGAAACCACGUUUAUUUAAUUAUGAAAAGUUUAUAUAAUAAAGAUAAUAUAAUAUAAUUAUAAUUGCA